AAUGGAACUCUAGAGUGUGCACGUGUGUUGCAAGAUGUAAAGGGAGGGAGGGUGCCUGUUUUAAUCAAUGACGUCACCUGUGCUCCAGGUGCGCAGCAGGGGUCGCUGUUCCCCUCCGUUAAGCUCUUUGCAGGAGCAGCAGCCAAGUGGUGCUUGAUUUUGUCACCCGCAGAAAGUGAACUUAUUUCCUUCUUCCCUACAAACAGCGUGGAACUGUGGAGACGCCAGUUCAGAGGCGAAGUUGAAAUCAUGAAUUAAGAGAAAGGAAAAAAAAAAAAUGCAUUUUUAUUUCCCUUUAGUAUCUGUGUGUGUAUAUGCGCGCGCGUGUGUAGUGAGUUAAACAUAAAAGAGAGAUCCUCCCUAUACGGUGUGCGCUGCACCAUUCCCUGGUCUGUAUUAUGAGUGGUGACCCUUGUGAUGCUGCAGCAGCUCCGAGGAGGGCGGGAGGAGAUGAGAAGGAGAGGAGAGGAGAGAAGAGGGGAGGGGUCGCUCCAUCUCCCAGCUCCUGCCGAAUCCACUUCUCGCAGAGCUGGCGGGAAGGCACUGGAGAGAGAGAGAGAGAGAGAGAGGGAGAAGGGGGGGAGAAAGCGUGCGUGCGUGUUCCUGUGUGUGCGUGUGGAUUGCACCACCGCAUCCCGUUGAGCGUUUCUGCAGGCAGCCAUGCACUGAUAGAGGGGAUAAAUCUGGCAACAUAUCCCUUUUCCUCGCGUCCAUCCGCCGCCGAGUCAUUCCAGAUGUGACUGUCAGCUCGGUGUAUGUCGCCCGCAUCGAGCCCUGCGCCGUUCAUCACGGAGAGACUGUGACACCAUGGCUCUGGUUAUGGAACCUAUAAGUAAAUGGACACCAAAGCAAGUUCUGGACUGGAUGAAAGGUCUGGACGAUUGUCUCCAGCAGUACGUGAAGAGUUUCGAGCGGGAGCAGAUGGGGGGUGAGCAGCUGCUCCACAUCACCCACCAGGAGCUGGAGGAGCUGGGCGUCACCAGAAUAGGACAUCAGGAGCUCAUCUUGGAAGCAGUCGACCUCCUCUGUGCCCUGAACUACGGCCUAGAGACAGAAAACCUCCGGACUUUGUCUCACAAGCUAAACGCUUCGGCAAAGAACCUUCAGAACUUCAUCUUGGGACGACGGAGGGGCGGGCACUACGAUGGACGGGCGUCACGGAGGCUCCCCAACGACUUCCUGACCUCGGUGGUGGAUCUGAUUGGUGCAGCCAAGAACCUCCUAGCUUGGCUUGACAGGUCACCGUUCGCCAGCGUGACAGAAUAUUCACUACUAAAAAACAACAUCGUGCAGCUCUGCCUGGAAUUGACCACCAUUGUUCAACAGGACUGCACUGUGUACGAGACAGAGAAUAAGAUUCUCCAUGUGUGUAAGACCUUAGCAGGGAUCUGUGACCACAUCAUCUCUCUGUCAUCCGACUCUCUGGUCUCACAGUCCGCCCACCUGGAGGUGGUCCACCUCACCAGCAUCAUGCCCAACGAAGGCCUGGGCAUGUACAUCAAGUCGACAUACGAUGGUCUCCACGUCAUCACUGGAACCACGGAAAACUCUCCAGCAGACCAGUGUAAGAAGAUCCACGCGGGGGACGAGGUGAUCCAAGUCAACCACCAGACAGUCGUGGGCUGGCAGCUGAAGAACCUGGUGAACGCUCUGAGGGAGGACCCGUGUGGAGUCAUCCUGACGCUGAAGAAACGGCCCCAGAACACCCUGAGCUCCACCCCGGCUCUGCUCAGGAACGUUCGCUGGAAACCACUGGGUCUGCAGCCGAUGCCCACCAGUCCCACCAACACCUCCCCCACACCUGGUGGAACUUUAGGCAUUUCCAAAAUGGACGCCCCCAGCAUGCAGGACGUGUACAUUCUGUCCCCGGUCUCUGGACUCUACAGCACCAGGGAGGAGAUGGGCCUGAUGUCAUGUGACGACAUCAACCGCUACGGCUCCCAGUCCGGCUCCAAAGGCUCCGAGGCGGUCAGUUACUACCUGGACCAGGACAGCGGUCAGUAUUUCUCCCUGCUGGAGGGUGACGGACCGCCAGGUCCCGACUACGACAGGGGCCGAAACACAGGGGUGCGCCGGAGGGAUAAGACGCCCACCCAUGGUGACCACAGACCCGUUUCCAUGCCCCCUGAAUAUAACUGGAUGGCCGAGGUCAAGGACCCCAGCAUGGGCAAGAGAGGGAGUCGAGAUUCAGACAACUCCCUGCUGCGUUACCUUAGCGAUGACAAGAUCCUGGUGAUCGAGGAGGAGCCCGAGGGACUGGGCAGAGAGAGUCGGCGGGAUUCCACCAGACGCUCUCGGCGCAAGAGUCGCAAUCCCAGCAGCCCCAGCUUUCCCAUCAGCCCCUCCCUGCUGUCGUCCACCCUGCGCCUGGACCAGCCGCCUGAGCCUCUGCCUCGUGGUGCAGAAACACUGCGAACAGACACAACAGACAGGUACGUUUGUACUACAUGUGACAUUGAACAUACGUGUCUUACAUCUUUUCAUUACACCUCACUAAGAACGAAAACCAAAAAGAGAAGUAAAGGUUCCCUCACCAGCGCCAGUCGAAGAAGGAUUUCCUGCAAAGACCUCGGCCACGGAGACUGUGAAGGCUGGCUUUGGAAGAAGAAGGACGCCAAAGGUUACUUCACCCAGAAAUGGAGGAAGUACUGGUUCAUCCUCAAGGAGUCCUGCCUCUACUGGUACACCAACCAAAACGACGAGAAGGCCGAGGGCUUCAUCAGCCUCCCCGAGUUCAGAAUAGACCGCGCCAUCGAGUGCAGACGGAAAUUCGCCUUCAAAGCCUGUCAUCCCAAAAUCAAGAGCUUCUUCUUCGCCACUGAUUGUCUGGAGGAAAUGAACAGAUGGAUGAAUCGACUGGGGCUCGCCGCGAUUGGUUACACACCCGAUGACAAGGUGCCGCGUCCUGACGAGGACUACUGGAGUGAGAGCGAUCAGGACGAGGUGGACGGAUCCAUGACCCUCAAACAGGAAGGCCCCUCCUCCAUCUGUGAUACGUAUCACCGGACGCCAUCAAGUCACCUCCUCCACAGUCACGACCAGUUGCCCCGCUCCGUCAGCUCCGUCAGCCUCAUGCGCUCCACUCCAUCCCCCCGCCCCAAAUCAAUGAGUGCCUCCACCUCCCCUGUCCCUCCACAAAUGGUCUCUUCCAACUCCCCUCUGCCUCCCCAGGUCAACUCAUCCAGCCCCUUCCCAGAACCCAAGCAUGGCCGUCACUUCUCCAGCGAGUCCACGCACUCCCACUCCUCAGCCGAGGACCAGCGUGGCGACGGCAUGGGCAUGGGCACGGGCACGGGCAGCACCAGUACGCACUCCUCGGGCUGCCGCUCCUCCCACCGCGAGCGCCGCUCCUGGCAGGACCUCAUCGAGACCCCGCUGACCAGUUCAGGCCUGCACUUCCUGCAGACGGCACCGGGGGAGAGCGACUACGGCGGCCUGAUGGGCAGCAUGGCCGGAGAGAUGGGGCUGUACGGGGGGCUGGGCCGGCAGGGCAUGUCGCCGGAGAGACGCAGGCAGGCCACGCUGCCCGUGCGUCGGCACCACGCCGCGGAGAGGGACAGGGACCGGGACGGGCCCUUCCCCCUGGAGAGGGGUCCGUACACACACACUCACACUCACCGCCGCUCCCAUAAGCAGCGGAGUCAGAGUUUGCCCAGGAACAGAGACCCGCUGCCGGGAAAGCUGCUGCACUCCUCCAUCCACAUGGAGGAGAGGAGUGAGGACGAGGAGGCGGAGGAGCAGGGCCUGGACCUGCUGGAGGGUGAGGAGGACCUGCGGGACUUGAGGGUCGACAGCAGGGAGAGAAGGAUAUCGGAGGGCCGUGAAGCCGAGUCCCUGGACGGCCUGGAGCAGCUGUACCGGGCCCUGGAGCAGGCCAACGUCACGGCCUUGGGAGAACCCAGACCUUGUAGCAGACAGGAGCUGCGGCGCUGUUUCACCCAGAGAGCCAGAGACCCUCUGCUCAACGACAGGAUGCACCGGGUGCGAGCUCUGCGCAGCACCCUGAAGGCCAAGGAGUCGGAGCUGGCCGUCAUCUGUGCCCUCCUGGAGGACCCCGGCCUCUGCUCGCAGACCUUCAGAGAGUGGAAGCAGUGGCACAGCGACCUGUACUCCGACAUCUGCCAGCUCAGCCCCGGCACCAACGGCCAGGACGAGCUCUCGCCACUGGCCGCACCUCUCAUGACCCACACACACUCCUUUAUUGAGACCCACGUUUGAGGAAGAAAAAACAAACAAAGAGACUUUACACACACUGAUAUAAACACACACACACACACACACACGUCACUUUACUUGAGCCAAAACUUCUCCCCUGACCACAACUUUGCACACGCGCUGACACUGACACACACACACACACACACACACACACAUUGUCCGAAGUGUAAAUAUUGUCGAAGGAACAGUCGGAGCUCUGCCUGUGUGAACUUUUGAUAACCUCCAGGACCCCACGGGUGUCGAUUGCAUGCCGGAACAGAAAGCAUUAAUCUUCCUUUGUCUAUGGAACUCAGCAUAAACUCCACC
This is a messenger RNA of Cynoglossus semilaevis (tongue sole), 4524 nucleotides long. RefSeq names its product connector enhancer of kinase suppressor of ras 2. Gene Ontology annotation, cellular component: cytoplasm; membrane. Bases 808 to 4218 code for a protein of 1136 amino acids. The record is from RefSeq and is a predicted model, not a curated record. Gene Ontology annotation, molecular function: protein binding. The transcript is spliced from 23 exons. Lineage: Eukaryota; Metazoa; Chordata; Actinopteri; Pleuronectiformes; Cynoglossidae. Gene Ontology annotation, biological process: regulation of signal transduction.